Spodoptera littoralis (African cotton leafworm) is the source of this 411-nucleotide messenger RNA. The record is from the annotation of a GenBank genome assembly. Lineage: Eukaryota; Metazoa; Arthropoda; Insecta; Lepidoptera; Noctuidae.
AUGUUUUCCAAAAUCGUAGCUUUGAGUGCACUGUUGGCCGCGGCCAGCGCUGGCUACCUGGGCCACGGGCAUGCCGUGUCCUCCCAAAGUGUCAUCCGUCACGAUGAACCCCAUCAUUAUGCUGCUCCUAUAGAACAUCAUGCGUACUAUGACAGCCAUGACGUACAUGCCCACCCCAAAUACGAUUUCUCUUACUCCGUGGCUGACCCCCACACCGGCGACCACAAGUCCCAGCACGAGAGCCGCGACGGUGACGCCGUGCACGGAUACUACACUCUCGUGCAGCCUGAUGGCUCCGUGCGCAAGGUUGAAUACACCGCUGAUGCCCACAAUGGUUUCAACGCUGUAGUCCACAACACCGCUCCCAUCAUUCACGACCACGGACAUGGACACGACUACCAUCAUUACUGA